CGAACAUAAAUACAACCAUGAACACAACAUCUGGAACAAUGACAAACCCAACAGUGACGACAACUCCGAACAUAAACACAACCAUGAACACAACAUCUGGAACAAAUACAAGCACAACAAUGACGACUGCAACGACCACACCCACAUCUUCAUCCAGUAACAUAUCCACAGCUGCCAUUUCCACUUCACCCCAAAGCACAACAAUUACAACAACUGCUCCCAGGCCACCAACCAUCUUGACAAGUAGCCCUAUGGCACUUACAGGCCCCGUGUCAGUGGCUCAUUUCAAGAUGACAAUAAACGUGGGCAACGACAUCAGCAAUGCCACGAUAAUCGAACUCGUCGAAACGUUUUUCAGGGAACGCAUUCCGAAUGGAAACGCAUUCGCCCUCAAUGUCACCAACAUUCAGGGAAAUCCCCAGUAGAAGAAGAAGAAGAAGAAUUGGACUUAGUUGAUCAGAUAUACAAUGUGACAUUUGUCUCCGAGUUCAACCCACCCCACUAAGAAGCGGUGAGCAGCCACUGUGCGGAGCCCCGCGGGGACCAAAUAUCGGUUGUUGUGUGGUCGACCCUGGGGCAACUGUAUCGCUCAAGGACACACGAGCAGUGAGUAGGAUGGACCACUGGAUGACUGUUAGAAGUUAUCACAAAACUUUGUGUUGCCAUGAGUUCCCGGCGAGCUGACAAAAACUGUCUUUGAUCUUACCAAUCAAAAGGCUUGUAAAACUCCACUGUGUAGGAUGGGAAGCGACACGAAGGUGUCGGUUUCUUUGAUGUAUUGUAAUCCACAGGAAGAGUUUGUCUUGACCCGAGAUCUACAAAGCGGAGAGGCACCUUUUCUUUGAACUGUUUUGUGCAUAAGGCAACGGCUGUUUACGACCCCUGUCCCUUUGGAAACAUUCGUUGCCAUGUAAUCAGGAAAAGUCCAAAUAAAAGAGGAGGCGUACAAUCUUUCG
This is a messenger RNA of Nerophis lumbriciformis (worm pipefish), 956 nucleotides long. The record is from RefSeq and is a predicted model, not a curated record. NCBI's taxonomy places the organism in Eukaryota, Metazoa, Chordata, Actinopteri, Syngnathiformes, Syngnathidae.